Molecule: messenger RNA, 417 nt
Organism: Hevea brasiliensis (rubber tree)
Lineage: Eukaryota; Viridiplantae; Streptophyta; Magnoliopsida; Malpighiales; Euphorbiaceae
Product: mitochondrial import receptor subunit TOM5 homolog
Exons: 2
Coding region: 90-254 (54 amino acids)
Cellular component (GO): mitochondrial outer membrane translocase complex; mitochondrion
Source: RefSeq, a predicted model, not a curated record
UACAUGUCCCGCAUUUUAAAACCCUACUCGCUCGCCUCCUUCUUUUCCCGUGUAAACCCUAAUCUGUCAUCUUCUCUACUAGUGCAUCAAUGGCUGAUUCUGCGAUUUCUCUUGAGAAGCUGAAAGCUUUUUGGCACUCUCAAAUUCACGAUGAAGAGAAGUGGGCCCUCAACAUGAAAUUGCUUCGAGCUGGUGGACUGUUUGCAGGAUCCAUUUUUCUGAUGCGGAAUUAUGGUGAUCUCAUGGCAAUAUAAGAGUGGAUGGCCACUCGCAGCUUUCUAAUCUGUAGGAUUUUCAGCUAUUUUUUCAGAAAGAGUGUAUGUUAUCAGUUUUAGUCGCAUCUCUUCUUAAUGUGGACAUGUUUCCAAAUACCUUUGGGAUUGAAUAAGAAUCACAUUAAUUAAUUGUUUGCCUGCA